UCCCAUGUCUCAGUCUCGAGUCUGGCUCUGCGUGUCGUGUGUCUGCGUGUAGCAGCCCAAUUGAUGGUUGAUUCUCUUGUAUAUACGUGUACAACAGCUAAUUGCCACCGGUCCCAAAAUGUCCUCUCCGUGCGCCCCUCGAGUCGCGUUCCAAGAGCCCACGCCUGAGCUCUUCUCCUCGCCGCCUGCACCUACAGCGACACGCAAACUGAAGAGACCGCCGCCAAUUACCCCGAAACGCUUUACCCGCUUCUUCACCCCGCGCAAUUCGAGCCAUGGAUCGUCACGCGCCUCACCCUCCAGCUCGGGGCGGCAAUUGCAGGACAUCACCCGCGCUGCCGUCAACCGCAGCCAUGCAAUGACCCGCACUACUCCUCGCAAGACGGUGAACUUUGUCGACAUCGAAAUUACACAGACUCGGACACCGUCAUCGAGCGCCCGCAAAAGGAAGAACCCAUAUCUAUCACCUGAGAGUUCACCGGCCCAAUUCCACUCGUCGCCCUCGAAACGUUCGCGGUACGUCACCCCGGAGCCAGUGGAGGUGCUCGAGGAUGAGCCUGAGGCUGAAGGGCGGCCUGUGUUUGCUGCGCCGAUUCGACGGUUGGGGACAUUAGCAGGCACAUCACGGCGGCUGCAACGGUCCUUCGGUGGGAUACUGAGCGUUGGACGGGGAUUCAGACAAGACCAUUGUACAUCGUGGCAGGAUCAGACGGCCGACUUCCACAGCAGCGCAGAUGAUGUGCACUCGCUGUCACAGAAUGCCCCACCCUUCUGUACAGCCAGCUGCAAUACGAACUCACUCUUGGCCAUUGGAGAUGAGGACGGUCACAUCCAUCUGGUGGACUCCGAGGGCGACUUCUCCAAGGCGCACAUCUCAUGGCAAGCACACUCGAAUGCCGUCAUGGACGUCCAAUUUUCUUCCGACGACUCCUAUCUGGCUGCCGGCUCUGGUGAUCAGACAGCACAGAUCAUCGAUGUACGGACGCAGCAGACAUUGAGUGUGCUUGCAAAACACAAGUCAUCUGUGAAGCAAGUACGCUUCCAGCCUGGUGAUGACAAGAUCGUUGCAACUUCCAGUCGAGAUGGUGCGGUCCAGAUCUGGGACCUGCGAUGCAAAGGCGGAGAUCUUACAAUACAUUCAGCAUGGGGGUCAGAUGCUCCAUAUGCCAGUGUCGUUCGAACACUAUCAGCAGCACAUGCUGACAUGGGCCUGUCAUCCAGCGCAACCACACGGGUUGCUCCAAACGGCAAGACAGAAACCAUUAGUAGACGCAGCGACGUCUCUGUCACCGCGCUCUCAUUCCUGCCUGAAGGCCGCCAACACCUACUCCUGACUGCUUCAGACGCCUCAACAUGCGUGAAGCUCUGGGACAUCCGCGGUCGGUACUCACUGCGAGGGCCCGCCAUACCCAUCGCGACCACGCGACACCCUGAAUCGCACAACAGACAUCGACACUUCGCCAUCAACUCGCUCACCCUUAGCGGCGAUGCAUCACGCCUUUACGCACUAAGCAAAGACAACACCGUCUACGCGUACUCGACAAACCACCUCAUCCUAGGCACUGCCCCAGAGCUUUCCGUCUCGUCGUCCUCAAAACAAAAGUACUGCCAGGUAGGCCAAGAAGGACUCGGACCCAUCUACGGUUUCCGCCACAACAAGUUCCAUGCCGGCUCCUUCUACGUCAAAGCCUCGUUACGAAAAGCUUUCGACGACAAGCCAGAGAUGUUGGCCGUCGGAAGCACAGAUGGCUGCCCAGUUCUAUUCCCCACCGACGAGACCUUCCUCAAGCGCGAAAAGCGACAUCGCGAAGAUGAGGCAGAUGAUCUGCCAGAUAUCACCCCCCGCUCUAUCCUUAGACCAUCAUUAACUCGCUCGACGAGCAGUCGCUCGCCGGACACAAUUCCUAUCUACGAGCAUGGCACGCCUUUGGUACGCGGUCAUGAUGCUGAGGUCACGAGUGUGUCGUGGGCGAAGAACGGCAGUCUGAUCAGCGUCAGCGAUGACCAUCGUGUAAGGAGGUGGAUGGAAGGCACCCAAGCGAAGGAGCUUCGAACGGGUGGUGAAGGGGAGGGGAGAAGAUGGCAGUGUGGAUGGGCGGAUGUGAGUGAGGCUUAUGAUAAUGAGGAUGCAGAGGAAGUCAGAAGGUCGAGCCGACAGGACAGUGUGAUUGCGAUCAUCAGUGGCUUUCGAUGAACAAGAUGAUACAAGCGGACACGCGUUACUGGUC
Messenger RNA from Macroventuria anomochaeta, 2228 nucleotides. RefSeq names its product WD repeat-containing protein-like protein. Gene Ontology annotation, biological process: proteasome-mediated ubiquitin-dependent protein catabolic process. Gene Ontology annotation, cellular component: nucleus. NCBI's taxonomy places the organism in Eukaryota, Fungi, Ascomycota, Dothideomycetes, Pleosporales, Didymellaceae. Bases 119 to 2194 code for a protein of 691 amino acids. The transcript is spliced from 2 exons. Gene Ontology annotation, molecular function: protein binding; protein-macromolecule adaptor activity. The record is from RefSeq and is a predicted model, not a curated record.